AUGGCCUCCACUCUCUCCAUGAGCGGUCUCACCGCACGCGUCUCCGCGAUGCAGCGCCCGGGCGUUCCCGCGAACCGCGGUACCCGCGUCGUCGCCGCCGCUCGCCCCGCGGUCGUGCGCCCCCGUUCGAUCGUCCCCGGGAUGACAUCUUCCCGUGUCGCUAUGGCCGUGCGCGCCGACGCGUCCAAGCCCGCGGGGUCGAACGGCGCGAAGCUCGCGACCGUCGCGCAGCCCGCGGUCGAGGCCGAAUCCGUUCCCGCGAAGGGCAAGUUCGUCGUGCCCGCGCUCGCGUUCGCCGUCGCCGCCGCCGCGCUGACCCCCGCCGCGCCCGCGUCCGCCGCCGCGGCUGCUGUCGUCGCAACCGUCAACCAGGCAGACACUGCCUGGAUUCUCAUCUCGACCGCUCUCGUCCUGUUCAUGACCAUCCCCGGUCUCUCCGCCUUCUACGCGGGCAUCGUGAAGCGCAAGAACAUGCUCUCCGUGCUCAUGCAGUGCUUCUCCCUGACCUGCCUCAUGACCAUCCUCUGGUACACCGUGGGCUACUCCCUCUCCUUCUCCGAGGCUGGCAACUCCAUCAUCGGCGGCCUCGACAAGGCGUUCAUGGCGGGCAUCACCAAGGCAUCCAUCUGGGAAACCAUCCCCGAGGCCCUCUGGGCCCUCUACCAGAUGACCUUCGCCAUCAUCACCCCCGCGCUCAUGGUCGGCUCGUUCGUUGAGCGCAUGAAGUUCAACUCGGUGAUGUGGUACUGCGCGCUCUGGAUGUUCGCCGUGUACUUCCCCGCCUGCCACAUGGUGUGGGGACCCGGCGGUUUCAUGGCGGCCAAGGGCGUCAUGGACUUCGCCGGUGGCAUCGUGGUGCACAUCACUGCGGGCAUCGGCGCGCUCGUCGGCGCGUCUGUCCUCGGCCCCCGCAAGGAGAACAAGAUGAUCGCGGGCAACCUCGUGCUCACCGUGCUUGGAACCGGCAUGCUUUGGGUGGGCUGGUACGGCUUCAACGGCGGUUCCGCGCUCGCCGCGGGCGCUGAUGCCGCUUUCGCCUGCGUCGCUACCCAGAUCGCCGCCGCCGCCGCCGCGUCCGUCUGGGCCAUCCAGGACAUCAAGGAGACCGGCAAGGCUUCCAUGCUCGGCAUCGCCACCGGCUCCAUCGCCGGCCUCGCCACGGUCACCCCUUGCGCCGGUUUCGUCGGACCCCUCGGCGCCCUCAUGCUCGGUGUCGCCGCGGGUGUCGUGUGCCGCUUCUUCUCCCUCGUCGUCAAGGAGAAGUACGGCUACGAUGACUCCCUCGACGUCUUCGGCGUCCACGGCGUCGGCGGUUUCCUCGGCACCUGCAUGCUCGGCAUCGUCGCGUCCCCCGUGUUCGGCGGCUUCAACACCGACACCACCAUGAUGACCCAGACCAUCAUCCAGUGCACCGCCGCGUUCGCCACCGCCGCCUACACCGCGGUCGCGUCUUACGCCUGCCUGAUGCUCACCAAGGCCAUCACCGGCGGCAGCCUCCGCGUGCCGGAGGGUGCGGAGCAGGGCGAGGGUCUCGACAUGUGGUGCCACGGAGAAGCUUGCUACUCGCUCUCGGAGGGCGAGUCCGCCGGUGGUCAGCCCGUUCCCAAGGUGGGCGUGUGA
Messenger RNA from Micromonas commoda, 1620 nucleotides. RefSeq names its product ammonium transporter channel family. Gene Ontology annotation, biological process: ammonium transmembrane transport. The coding region runs from base 1 to 1620 and encodes 539 amino acids. Gene Ontology annotation, cellular component: plasma membrane. Gene Ontology annotation, molecular function: ammonium channel activity. NCBI's taxonomy places the organism in Eukaryota, Viridiplantae, Chlorophyta, Mamiellophyceae, Mamiellales, Mamiellaceae. The record is from RefSeq and is a predicted model, not a curated record. The transcript has 2 exons.